GAAACAAAUCUAGGGAUGCUGGGUUUUUCAGAAGCAUAAGAAAGGUGUACAUUCGCUUUGAUAACCACUUAUCUAACGUGUAUCAAAUUUGACUUCAACAACAGCAACACAGUGGGAAAACGUAUGCACAAGGUAAUAUUGGGAAAAGAAGAAGAGAACAGCGAAAGGAAAAGAUUCUUCAACAUUUUGGACUUGCGUCUUAUAACAAUCUUGUUCGAUUCUCGUUGGAGAGAAAAGGUUGUGCUCUGGUUGGUUGGCUUCCAUGGUCGAGAAGAUGGUAAUAGAUCUACUACUGCUUUCGGAGCAUAUUAUUAUCCCCUGCCUCCUCCUAAUGGUGCGGAAGAAACUAAAGAAGCACAAGGUGGCAUUCCGGGAGGUGAUAAGUGGGAUGAUGGAUCCAAACAUGAUGGAAUUUCUAAGAUUCAUGUACGUGGUGGUCAUACUGGUAUUCAGACCAUCCAUUUUGAAUAUGUCAAGAACGGACAACUGAAAAGUGGAGAACUCUUCGGUGUUUGGGAUAGUGGUUUCACACAAACUAUUGAGAUUGACCAUCUUAACAAUGAGCAUCUUGAAUCUGUUGAGGGUUAUUACAACGAUGCCUCCGGUAACCUUCAAGCACUUCAAUUUAAAACCAAUUUCAAGGUUUCCGAACUGAUUGGAUAUGGCAAGGGCACCAAAUUUUCACUUUCAGUCAAGGGAAAGAUUAUCAUUGGGUUUCAUGGAUAUAUAAGAAGCCAUACUUGUCCACUAGUAAACUCCCUUGGAGCAUAUUUCACAUGGAUUCCUGCUAGUAGAUUAGAAGCAAAAGGCAGCAAGGGAGGCACACAAUGGGAUGAUGGAGCAGACCAUGAAGGUAUAACAAAGAUUCAUGUAAGAGGUGGUUUUGAAGGCAUUCAAUACAUCAAGUUCGAUUAUGUCAAGAGUGGACAACCUAAAAUUGGCUCAGUCCACGGUCUCUCUGGUAGAGGUUUCUCCCAGGCGUUUGAGAUUGACCAUCUCAACAAUGAACAUUUGGUAUCUGUAGAGGGUUACUAUGACGACGAAUCUAGAGCCAUUCAAGCACUUCAAUUCAAAACUAACAUAAAGACUUCUGAGCUGCUGGGAUAUGAAAAGGGUAAGAAGUUUUCACUUGCAGACAAGGGAAGGAAAAUUAUUGGGUUUCAUGGAUAUGCUGAGAAGAACCUCAUUUCUCUUGGAGCAUAUUUCACAACAGUUUCUGUUAGUAAAUCGGUAUGUCACGGUAGUAAAUUAAACGAGUAUUGGGAUGAUGGUGUUUUCGACGGCAUAAGAAAGGUUUAUGUUAGUUAUUCUAUCAAUCGUGUAGCGUGUAUCACGUUGGACUACGUCAGUAAUCACACAGUUGUGAAGCGUCAGCACGGGAAGAACAAAACAUUAGUAGAAGAGUUUGAGCUAGACUAUCCAAAUGAAUUUAUCACAUCUGUGGAUGGUACUUUCAAAUAUUCUUGCAUUAGGAAAGUGAACUGCGUUACGUCUUUGGUUUUCAAAACAUCAAAAGGGAAAAUCUCUCCGACAUUUGGAAGCGUGACUGGGACUAAAUUCGUGUUGGAGACAAAAGGUUGUGCUCUAGUUGGGUUCCAUGGAUGGACUUUUCUUCCUUAUCUUACUGCUAUUGGGGCAUAUUUUUCUCCUCUGCCUCUUCCUCCUACUGCGGAGAAACUAGAAUCACAAGGUUAUGACCGAGGAGCUUUUUGGGAUGAUGGUGUUUACGAUGGUGUUAGAAAGAUAUAUGUAGGACAAUGUGAAAAUGGUAUCGCAUUCCUAAAGUUUGUUUACGACAAAGACAUGCGGAUGGUUAUUGGAGACGAUCAUGGAAACAAAACACCAUUUGAAGUCAAAGAGUUGGAGCUUGAGUAUCCGGGUGAAUACAUCACAGCGGUGGAGGGCUGUUACGAUAAAGGAAUAGGAAGCCGAAGUUAUAACCAUGCUUAAGUUUAAAACUAACAAACGAACAUCUAUAUCCUUUGGAUUCCAAUCUAGCUCAAGCUUUCUACUCGAGAAAGAAGGCUACAAAAUCGUUGGGUUCCAUGGAAAAGCAAGUAACAUGAUUCAUAAACUUGGGGUUCAUGUCAUGCCCAUCAUCCACUGAUCAUCUAUUCAUCUUCAUUUAUCUUCGAUGUUUCAGUUAUCCAAUCUCUCAUCUAAUAAGAAUCACCAUGUAAA
Messenger RNA from Arabidopsis arenosa, 2181 nucleotides. Lineage: Eukaryota; Viridiplantae; Streptophyta; Magnoliopsida; Brassicales; Brassicaceae. The record is from the annotation of a GenBank genome assembly.